Messenger RNA from Prinia subflava (tawny-flanked prinia), 6390 nucleotides. Its product is annotated as interleukin-9 receptor-like. Gene Ontology annotation, cellular component: membrane; external side of plasma membrane. The transcript has 8 exons. Gene Ontology annotation, biological process: cytokine-mediated signaling pathway. The record is from RefSeq and is a predicted model, not a curated record. Gene Ontology annotation, molecular function: cytokine receptor activity; protein binding. NCBI's taxonomy places the organism in Eukaryota, Metazoa, Chordata, Aves, Passeriformes, Cisticolidae. Bases 2064 to 3482 code for a protein of 472 amino acids.
AACAUGCUGUAUUUGUCUCCAGGUGAGCUAGAGAGCCAGAAAUGUCUAACACAUUUCAAACACUGCAGAACUGAGCAAAGAACUAACUUCUUGUGUGGGAGUCGGGGGAGUUUAUCAAAUUAGUAGCAAUUACCUGGAAGCAUUCUGUCCUGGUUUACUUAUCUUGACCUAAGUUUGUUUAUUUGUCUGUGUGCCUGAACAAGUUCUUGUAAGCACAUGUAUAAUUCUACUUAAUGCAGCUCCCUCUAUUUCGUAUUUAGUCAGUAUUACUGUAUUUAUCACAGGGACCAUAAGCAAACCUGAUUAGAAUGAUAAGCAGGAGAGACUUCAUACCUCCCAGCCUCCCUCAGCUAAAACCAGCUAAUGGUGACGCUUCCUCUCGACAACCCCCACCCUGAAGAAAGUGUGCAGCAAAACAGGAUAUUUACGAAAAGCACAUAAUUUAAGAGGUGGUGAAGUAAAAGCCAGAAAUACUCCUUUUCUCUUGAUCAGUUUCUGAGACAUCAUAAUUAUUUUACAAUUUAAUUCAGACAAGGGACACUAUAGGUAGGUAUAAUCAUAUGCAAGUAGUUAUGCAUGGAUGCUGUUGUCUAGGUUUGUGUAAUUCAUGACUGGAAGGAUAUUCUUGGUCAUGGAUCAGAUUGUUUAAUCUCUUCAGUAAAACAAUCCUAACAAUUACUAUAUUACAGUCCUUGCUAAGCACAGGCUUUUUCUUGCUCACUUCUAUUAAAGACUGCUUCAGACCCUUUGUUGGUUAGAAAUCACAAUCUUAUUCUAUAGUCAGGCUAUAUAUACUUGGUCCUGUGAUAAUACUGUACUUAUUGUUUCUCAUAUCCCGACACUCCUUCCCUUUUCUCCAGCUUCUUCUGAAAGAGAGAUCAUAAUCUCUGGCAAGUUUUGUUUGGUAUUUUUUUCUUUUUUCUUUUUUCUUUUUUUUUCUAAUAAUAACUAACCCAAGGUCUUUUGAGAUGGAACACUCCACUCUCUUGUUACCCCAGCUGUAAGCUCAGUUCAGUGUUAGUGCUAGUCAAGUAGUGCAAACAUUGUUCCUUCAAUUUAAAAAAAAAAAUUCAAGAAACUGUUUCUGUUUAUAUUGAUAAGUGUCUCUGUCUACAAACUCCAAGUUUUUCUGGGUUUCAGGCUCUUUGGAGCAGCACUCUCCUUGCAGCAGUGCUGGGCUCAUUUGCUGUGCUCAGGUAACAGCAAAUAAGGAAAACUGGAAACAUCUUUUUAAAACACUACAUAUUGCUGAAUAGAUCAGGUCCAUAUUCUUCAUACUAAAUGUUGCCAAAAAAUCAUCAAAUCAGAAACUUUUAGUGCAAAAGUAUACUUCUAAAUUAAAACUUAAUCAGGAAACAAUUCAGAGAAUGGAAUUUUUGGUUAAAAAGAGUGAGCCUAGUAUAACCAUAGAGAGGUAGUGUCCCAUAUUGCAGAAGAUACACUUCAAACAUCCUUACAUGACCCUUCAGGGAACUGGGGUAAUGACUAGGCCCCAAGUAUUCUGUAUCUCCCAAUGAGUGCUGUGAACAGGAUCAUAUCAGUUGUUCUCUUUUCUGAAUUUGCAGAAAUAACAUGCUCCAGGAGGCCCCUGAGCUGCAAACGUCUGGAGGCUAAGAGUGCUCAGAGAUGAACAUGUAUGCUCUACUGCUACGAUUCUCUCUUAGCAUCUGGUUUUGACUAUAGUCAUAAACAGAAUUUGGGGAAACAUGAACAUUGAUUCUAACCCACUGUAGCUCUGUGCUGCUCUUGAAUGGUCAUAAACCAAAUGACAAAAAUGCAGAAAGAAAGAAGAACAGCCACAUCUUCUUUCACCCUUGAUAAAAUUGCAGGAAUUGUAGAUUUCCUUUCAGGCAGCUGGUGUUUUAGUGCAAAGUACUGUUUACUGCCAUGAAAAGAACAGUUCUUAUAGAAGAAAUUACACAGCUGAGUUGGUGUCCUCUCUGACAGAUUCAGGAACAGCUUUUGUCAGGCUGGCAGAAGCCUGCAGCUAACGCUUCAAUCCAUUGGUAGAAAUACCAACAAAACUGCUCUUAAUGAUUUUUCUGUUCUAGAUACUAUCUGGAAUGGGAGGAGCUGUGUGGCAUUUGGGCCUCCAGCUGUGCAUUGCUGCUGUGCUGCUCUUUGGUGGAGGAAGAGGGAGAGAGCUCUCUGGCAGCCUGAAUUGCCUGAAUAACUACGUGACUACUGUGAGCUGCAUGUGGGUAACGGAGAAGCCUGUGGGUGAUGGACCCUUCCACCUGCAUUUCACCAACCUCUGGUCAAAGGGCCACAACGCCAGCUGCAAACUGACUGCCACAGAGAGCAUGCAGAAUCAGUACCACUGCACAAUUCAUUUAGCCACCCAGAUCUUGGAAACAGAUGGUUAUAGAGUCUCUCUCCAAGGAAACUUCUUUGGACGUAAUGACACAUACAUGACCUUUCCAGAGUACAAUCCCCGCAAGCACAUAAAACUUGAUCCACCUAUGAACAUCCAGAGCAAUGCCACUGCCAGCAAGUGCCAGAUAUGGUGGAGUGUGUGGAAUGUGCCUUGGUACCUCACUGAAAUUCUCCAAUAUCAGUUGCAGUAUAAGGAGUACAGCAUGUCCUGGGAGGUUGCAUUGAACAAGACACUACCCAGUUCACUGCCACAGGUAGAAAUUGAAGCCACAGAGUUCCGUAGUGGCAUUGCUUACGCUGCAAGAGUUCGCUGCAAAGUUUCUGAAAGUGAGAAUUCAUACCACAGUCAGUGGAGUGAGUGGAGCCAGACAACAGUGUUUCAAAGAGCAGAUGUCCCAAAAGUCUCUGAAAAGAUUCUAAAUACCAGAACUAUGCAGUACUUAUUCAUUCCUCUUAUUUUUGGUGCUCUACUCUAUUUAUUCUGGAGCUGCAAGCUUUCCUCAAGGGCAAAAAGGCUCGCCUGCUUUAACAUUCCCACGCCAGCUGCUUUCUUUCAGCCACUCUAUAGUUUGCACAAUGGGAAUUUUAAGGACUGGGUUGGACCGAAUGAGGCUGGUAGCCAACUUGAAAGAGAAGAGGCCAGCAACUCAAGCAAAGUGAACGCAGAUCAAGUUUCUGAUCUAAAAACCCAAGAACUGACUUCCCAAAUCUCAUUGAAACCUACAGGAAGCACAGAUGUGGUUACUGCAGAAGAAAACUUUGCACUUGGCUCAGGUCUAAGCCAGCAGUAUGUCCCCAGCAGGUACAUAGGAGCAGAAGAGAUAGAGUUGUGGCCGGGACUAUUGUUUGCACCAAACCAUGCUGAUGAUACCAUUGGCCUGAAAAUCUCUGAAAUAAUUAAAGACAACCUUGAGAGCCCUAGUGUUGGGAGGAAUUAUCCCUCUCAAUCACAGCAUGGAAAGGGUGACUUUCUUAUGUUUCAAGAAUCUUUGGGGAUAGCAGAUGUGUCCUUCAGUGGUAGUGACUAUUGUACUUUGUGUGACAAUGAUACCACAGGAGGUUUGAUUUCUGCUGAACUACUGAAGAUUUCUAAUGGCAAUAGUUAAUGUUAAACAUCAGAAAGACCAGCGACCUUCCCUGAGGAAUACCGCCACAAAGUUUCCUGUGCUCUCCUAUCACCUCCCAACACCGUCCUCCUAAGCGGCAUAAACUGUGCAGUUUCAAACGUAUAAUUUUAAAAUACAUCCUCAACUUCUGUACUUCAGAAGAUUGUGACUAAGUCCCCUGUCUAGCAAAUACUACCCCUACAGGCAUGGCAAACUCUGACUCUGGCAACAUCUGAGGUCCCAUAGACUCAGACAUGACUAUGCCCUUCCCUGUAUUAACCUCCUGGCUGCAAGAUCUAGUAACCCUCUUGUCUAAGGAGGCAGCAGCAGACCUGCUUUUUUCCUCAGGAAGAACUAUUAGAAUUGUGUGCCUCUUGGAAGCAGCAAUAUUUGCAAUGUGACGAACCAUGAUUUAAACUCCACCAUUUUGUAAAAUCUAUGCAUGAUUUUUCAUAAAAUAAUGAGAAACUAUUUUUGCUUAAGAAAAUAAUUCUGCUUCUUAGCAUGAUAUUGAUGAAUUAUAGGAGUUCCUGAUUUGAUAAGAAUUUGUAAUUGCUCUGUUUAAAGAUAAUCAGACAGUAGGCCUUGUUCUUUAUUAUCUUGAAUGGCUUUCACUUUUUAUUUUGCAAUAACUAAGCCUCAUGUACUGCUUUAAAAAUUAUUUCAAGGUUAAGUGGCUGGGUUGAUUUAAUGGAAAAAGGUGAAAAAUAAGAAUAGCACAAAUGACCUUUACUUAAUCUUAAUGGCAUUAGAAGAGCGUGAUGUUGCUGUCAUUAACAGUUGCUGUCAUUUCCCCAGGGUGAGAAAAUCAGUAAAACAAUGCCACAUACCUGGAGGAUUUUGGUGAUCCCAAACUUUUAGACCCCAUUGCAUAGUUUGAUGUAGAGUCUUAAAUUUCUAAUCUUCAGAAUCUGAGGGAUGCUUUCUGAAAUUUUCAGAUCAAUUGUAUGUUAAAUUCACCAGGUCUUGACAGCCCUUUCUUAUGAACAUGGCUGCACUGAAAUGUAACAUUUUUUUAAAAAUCUUGUUUUGUUAAUAAGGUAUUCUGUACCAGUUGUAUUAGCAAAAUGAGAGUGGGAACAAUUAUAUUCAGAUAUGAGUACAGAGAAGCAAGUCAGGCUCCUGUGGAAGGGAGAGUGCAAAACUUCAUUAAUAGGGAAGCAAAAGAAAACUGAGAGAUUGAGUGUAGUCAGAAAUUACUUGAGAAAAAUGAAAAAUCAAAGACGCUGCUGCUCGUGUCCAUUAGGGCAAGAUAGAAAGACUAUAAGAACUGAGUCUGCAGAUGAUGACAGGCUGACAGUUAAAAGGCUGAAAUGAUACUCCAGCAUUAGCAGUUCUCCAGGUGAAACUCUUAAAAACUUUUAGCUGCUUCUGCAUUUAUGGAAUUACUUGAAAAUAUUAGUUGUUAUAGGUAAAACCAAAAAGCCUCCUCUUUACAAUUAGGUCUUUGGAAAAACAAAGCCUCAUUAUUCCCCCUGUCCUUUUGCUUUGUUUUUUAUUUUAAGGGUUUUUUUGUUUAUUUUUUGGUGUCAUAUUUGAGACCGGUAUCAGAUUCAAGCUAUGGUUUUUCACAGCUUCCUCCAGAAUCUCUGAACUAUUCUAAGGCUGACUUUUGCCUCUAAGAGUGAUACACAUCCUUCAAGUGGGAGAUAGAGAACUACAGUCUAAUAAGGAGAUAUAAUAUUGGCUCUGGUCAAACCUCUGAAGCCUUUCAUAUCCUGGGACUACUGAGUGCAUGCUAUAUGUAUCACCUGCAACCAGAACAAAGUAGACACCAUUUCCCCCUUUUUCUUCUGUUGAGUUUUGCCAAAAGAAACUAUUUUGGAAGAUAUUUAAGUAGUGCUUGUAAGCCACUAAAGAGCUAAAAAUGUUCUGUGACAAAGAUCUUGGUUUAAUUGUAGGUGUGUGUUUUGGUGGUGUUUGGGGUUGUUGGUUUGGUUUCGUUUGUUUGUGUCACCUGGGACUUCUACUCACACGAACUGCCCAGGGCAUGGGAGCUCUAUUUAGCCUCCUCGUAGGUCUGAGGGACACACCUUAUCUUCAGUUCUGUUUUUGUGUUGCUUCCUGUAUGGCUUCUGGGCCCGGGCAUCGGGUAGGUUAUAUUUGAAUAGCCCCCUUGGGUGGAUGUGGUAGUGUCUCCUCCUCAUCGGGGCAGUGUCCGUCUCCUCUGGGGCAGUGUCCCCGCUGCCCGGGGCAGUGUCCGUCUCCUCUGGGGCAGUGUCCCCGCUGCCCGGGGCAGUGUCCGUCUCCUCUGGGGCAGUGUCCCCGCUGCCCGGGGCAGUGUCCGUCUCCUCUGGGGCAGUGUCCCCGCUGCCCGGCCCAGCACGAUGCCCUUCGGCGCGUGGCCGCCGCCUGCUGGCGGAUCCCGGACGCCGCGGGCGAUUUCUCCCACGUCCCCCACCACAGGCAGCAUUUGCUUCCCCUGAUUCUGUCCAGCUGCUUCACAUCUUCCUGAAGGCAUCAUGCCUAGACUUGGAUAUACUAUUCAACUGCAUCCUCAUUAUUCUUCAUUGUUCCAUGAAGAAUAAGUACUAGGUGCCGUUCUUCAAUUCAGUAUGUCAUUAUGUGCUAAAAUAGUACUUAUUUGCAGUAACAUCUAUUAAUUAAUUAUGUAAAUUCUGCUACCCUGUAGCUCUCACAUCCUAUCUCAAUACAUUGCUAGUAACCUACUUUUUCGAAGCUUAUAUUAAUACAUUCGUUUUAUAUUAAUAUACUCGUUUUCUUUUUCGAAGUGCAAUCCUUCACACUUUAUGUAAUUUUAUAUUAUUUAGAGUGUAUUUCAAAUAUGUCAAAAUAUUUUUUCUCCUCAUGUUUGUCUCCCCAAGGGACUAAAAUCUUUACCAGAAUAAUAUCACAAAUCUUGUAAACAUACUUUCUCUUUCAUUACCAAAACUGAUGAAAAUAUUGA